This is a messenger RNA of Centruroides sculpturatus (bark scorpion), 4893 nucleotides long. RefSeq lists its product as uncharacterized. The transcript has 22 exons. NCBI's taxonomy places the organism in Eukaryota, Metazoa, Arthropoda, Arachnida, Scorpiones, Buthidae. The coding region runs from base 2 to 4189 and encodes 1395 amino acids. The record is from RefSeq and is a predicted model, not a curated record.
AAUGAAAUGCGAAGCUACAACAAUGACUGCCAUUAUUAAAGUCAUCACUCCAUUUAGAGGAAGAGUAUAUGCUUUGGGUCAUCCUUACGAAUGUUACGCUGUUACUGUAGGAUCUAACGGAGAAGUGUCGUUAUCAAUGCCUUUACAUGGCAGGAAAUGUGGUACAAAAAAUCUAGCGAAUGGAACUUUCACAAAUAGUGUUGUUGUCCAGCAUCACCCGUUUAUUCUACGCACAUCAGAUAGAAGAAUUAACAUUGCUUGCGAUUAUGAAGAAGUUCAAAGGAAAUUGAGAGGUGGAAAACAGGUAUUAGAAGGUGAUCUACAGAGUUUAACUCAAGUUGUGACGGGGUUAGCACCUACACCACCAGUUAGGUUACGCGUGUUAAAUUCAUCAGGAGAAGAAGUGAACGGAGUAGAUUUGGGUGAACCACUUUACUUGAAAGUAGAAAUGAUGGACGAAAGUGUUUUUGGAAUUUUUGGGAGCGAUUUGGUUGCGAGAAGUGGACAAGGGACAGAAACAGUAUUACUAGUUGAUGACAGAGGUUGUCCACUCGAACCAACGGUAUUUCCUGGAUUAGAGAAAGAACAGGGAUCGAAAUCACUGAAAGGAAAAUUUCAAGCAUUCAAAUUUGCUUCAGAUCCUACACUGAAGUUUCAAAUGACCGUUUCAUUCUGUUUAGAUGUCUGUACACCAGUUGACUGUACCCAGAAUAUUCAAGAGGAAAUAGAUUUUAGACAGUCUUAUGGAAGAAAAAAGAGAUCAUCUGAAAUAGCAUCUUUUGAACUUCAAACAGGUGAUGUUGUAACUGAUAUCACAAUGGAAAGUGCCGUCUUUGUUGUGAAUAAUCUAAAGCCAACACUUCCCAGUUUCGAAAGGAAAAUUUCUAAUUCAAUAGAAAAUGAAAGUUCAAGAAUAUUGGCAACUAUGGAUAGAGGAGUUUGCUUCACUCGACCCGUGUUUUAUACAGGAUGUACUAUAGCUGCCACGCUUCAACUUAUCUUAAUAACAGCUUGUUCCGCUAUAUUAUUAAUGAAAUCUAAAUGUGGAUGUUCUCACUCUAGCAGACUUGGUAGCAGUCGAGAAUCUGUAUCAAGUAGAACUGAAUUAUACGGAAAAUCAAGAUUGAAGAGAAGCGAGUGUAAACAUCGCCUUGACACUGACCCUCGAAAGAAAGUAAAAGCUCGGUACUCAGAUCAAGGACUCAAAGCAACAAUGUCGUCAGACAGGUCUGGACAGAGCAACAGUCACUCAGGGUUAGCAGCCGAAGUGGAAGAAGAUGGGGGAAAGAAAGGGGAAGAAUCGUCACGCAUGGACGAAACGUUCCGUGUUGGUACCCUUGUUGACGAAUCAGAGCUACGGAAAGAGAAAAUGCUGUCUUUUCAACUAUUUGUAAUUUUAUCGUUUUUUAUUUUUUUAACAAAUUCAGAAGAAACUGAUGGGUGUCAACAGGGGGAAACUGAAGUAUAUCUCCUAGCUACGAAUCUAAGAUUAGACACUCCAGUUUAUGGGCAGUCAUUUGGUGAUAGUCUGACCGAAUGUGCUGAAAGAUGUCGUUUAGAUAAAAGGUGCCGUUCCUUAAGUUAUCUAAAAAAUUCCACUGAUGCAAUCUGUCAAUUAAUGGAAGCCAACAUGGAAACAAGUAAAGUCAUACGGCAGAAACCGUUAUCUCCUGUUCAAGGAAUUAACUUUUUACAAAAAGUUUGUUAUAAAGGUGCUUGCGAUCGUUUGUUUGUUGUGGAAUGGAUUCAAGGAAUGAACUUAGAAAACAGCACUACUAGAAUAAUAAAGAAUGUUACUCAAAAACAGUGCAUCGAAGCUUGUCUGUCAGAAACAUCAUUUAUCUGUCGUUCCGCUACCUUAGAUUCAUUAACAUCAGAAUGUCAACUUAGUCGUUACGAUCGUUUCAAUCGACACAAAUUAUUUAAAACUACAAAACCUUUCGUGAAUUAUUUUGAUAAUACUUGCGCCUAUAAAUGGGGAAAAUCGGGUUCCAAAGCCGAAAUUCUCCUGCUAGGAAACGUUGAGCAUCCAUAUGUCAUGUCUGAAUAUCACGGAAUAUCUGUUAGUGAAUGUGGUGACCUGUGUUUGAGGAACACAAAAUUUCCCUGUCGUUCUUUUCUCUCUGGUCGUAUAUCUGGUCAAUUGUAUUGUGGACUCACUCAUCAAAAUAGAGAAGGACUUUUACAAAAUCCAGGAACGUUCGAACCUUCUAAAUAUCUAAACUACUACGAACUGGCUAGAAAUGUCGAAGCUUGUGACGAGACGGAUAUUCAUUACGAAUUAAUAUCAGGAGCCAUGUUAGACGUGGAAUCGUACAUGGUAACUUUAGAUAUAUCUACAGACGAAUGCUUGGAUAUAUGCAAAUCGGAAACCAUGUGCAAAUCAGUGUCGAUUAAUUAUAAUUUAGGAAGUUGUCAAUUUACUAGAGAAAAUAUUCGAACUGCGUUAGAAGCCAAUCUUCUUCCUAAUUCGAGCUACAAUUAUUACGAGAAAAUCUGUUUGCCAGGCAUAACUGAUUGCGAGAGACCUUGGGCUAUUGAGAGAGUUAAAGGCAAAGAACUAACGGGCAUCGAUCAUGUUAAAACUAUAGUUGAAGCCAAUACAAGAGAGGAAUGUGAAGCUGCCUGUUUAUCUCACAAAGAGCCAUUCAUCUGUCGUUCUGCCGAAUAUCGUUAUCAACUUAGCGAAUGUCAUCUCAGCCCCUACAGUCGAUAUACAACAACAGAGAAAGGAGUCACUCUUGAUGUAUCUAGAUCAUCAGUAGAUUACUUAGAAAAUAACUGUGUUAGAGAACCUCGAGGUUUCUGUAAUACGAAGUACAUUCCUCGCCAUCAAAUGCUGCUUAUUGACAAAACAAUAUCAACCAGGUCAUUGGACGAAUGUCGUGACAUGUGCCUAUACACGGCUGAUUUUGUCUGCAGGUCAGCUACAUAUCACUCGAAAUCAAGAUCAUGUGAACUCAGCCAUCAUACUAGAAAGUCGGCGCCAGAAGGAUCUUUUGUUAGAUCGCAUACAAGGGAUUACGUUGAGAUAUCGACCUGUUUUGAUGUAACUGUUCAUUGUGAUUCCGAGACCAUUACUGCUAAUGUGAAAUCCAACAUGCUCUUUAAAGGAAAAGUCUACACCAAAGGAAAUCCUUUAACGUGCAGUUUAGAUAUAAGCAAUAGCAUGGAUUUUGCAUUGCCCAUACCAUUAUCGGGAAAAGAUUGUGGUACUGUUAGCGAGGAAGAAGGAAAAUUCACUAAUGUGGUUGUCAUUCAGAGUAACGAUCACGUUGUUACGUCUAUGGACAAAGCAAUUGGUGUGCAUUGUUCCUUUCAUGUCGGAAAUCAAACGGAAGAAACAGAAGUUAAUGUUACUGGAUUAAAUAGUACAGAUCACACGCGUGGAUCUCCUAAUCUUCCAGAUUUAUCUUUACAUAUUGUGGAUAUGAAAGGACAGGAAAGAGAAACAGUUUCCUUAGGUGAACUCUUACGUGUUCAAGUUAGAAUGUCUAACGAAGACACUUACGGUAUAUUCGUCCGAAACUUGGUAGCUAAAGAUGGAUCCGGUGGAAAUAAUCUAACAUUAAUAGAUAAUACUGGAUGCCCGGUCGAAGUUAAAAUGAUGAGAGAAGUUAGAACAAUUGACCCUCAAAGUAAAUCCUUAGAAGGUUAUUUGGAAGCAUUUACCUUUACAGGAAGCAGUGUUUUAGAAUUAGAAGCUGAAGUAGAAACAUGUUUAGAGAAUUGCAAACCUGUUCUCUGUCAAAUUCCUACUGGAAGGCGUGAAGAUGAUAUGGAAACAGUAUCGUCUUUCGGUCGUAGGAAACGUGACUUAUCAUCCGAAAAGUUCGGAGAAGUUCUAGCAACAACAACACUGACUAGAAGUAUAGGUGUACAAGAUAACGAAUUCGGUAUUGGAAAGCCGUAUUUUGAAGCUAACUACGCUGUACCAGUUACUGCACCUUCUUUCUCAGAAAAUCAAUUAUUCGAAGACUUUUAUCAAAGACUGCCCGACGACGUACUGUUUUGCUUCCAACCAACAUUAUUUGCUUUGAUAGGAGGAUUGUUUCUGUUUGCUGAAGUAUCUGCUAUGACUGCUUGCUUGGUUUUGGUCUGUAGGUGGAAGAAGGGAGAUGGAAAAAAUCGCACCUUAUCUAUAUAUUAUGCCAACAGCAUAGACGGAUCGGAAGCUUCAUCUACGUGACGUUAUCUUGGACCAUCUUUCAAUUCAACAGUAAAUUACAGCGCAAAGAUUAGAUAUUUUUACACAGAAACUAGUCUUUUUUUAAGACUAAAUACUCUGCUUUAUUAUAAAAUUCCUAUAUUUGUAUUACAAUAAAUUUAAAAUUCUUAAAAGAAAAGAUAAUUGAAGCUCCAGUUUAAUAAUUAAAUAAUCAAUUAUGGAGCUUGAUAUGUUAACUGAAUUAGAACUUAUUACAGUUUAAUUUAAUUAUUUAAAAAUAUUAAAUUAUCAAAAAUAAGAAAACAUACACUCGAAUUUAUUGUAAAAAAGUAUGUUCGAUACUUUUCCUUAUCCUAUUAAUAAUAUCAAUGUAUAUUUAAUAAUUGUUGCUGAAUAUUUGCCUUUCCAACGAGACUUUCCUGUUAUGAGGGAAAGUUAACUAUUUUUCUAUCUCAAUUAAUUCUGAGGAUUUCACCGUAUUAAUUGCUGAAAUCCUUAGAGUCAAAUUGAAUAAUUUGGUUUUGGUUCACCUGGUUUUUGAUCGUAGAUGCCACGAAAUAAUGUAAAAAAAUGUGUUGCAUGUACUGUACAAAAUAAUUUAUGUACGAAAGAUUGGUGAAGGCAAUCUUUUUGUAAUGUUUUUAUCAUGUGAAUUAAAAUAAAUGCUGUGAUAUAAAUGUUACUGACAAAUCUUAAUUACAUCUUCAUACAUUUUUAAACAAUUC